AUGUCUUCUGAUCUACCGAGACGUCGAAAUGUAGAAGAUUUUAUUGUCGUUUGGAUCGGCGAAGCUGACGAUACUGGAAAUUCGAUCGCCACUCAACUUUGCCGUGUUGCCAGUUCGACACAAACAUUCAGUGAUGCAGAGAGAUGCGCUGAUUAUAUCCGCGAUGCCAAAAAUGAGAAGAUUUUUCUCGUCGUCUCGAACUCACUGGCUCAAAAAGUUUUAUCUGAACUUCAUGGCUUGCCUCAACUCGAUUCGAUCUACGUCGUCUCUUCAAACACGCCAUCGGAGCACGAAGAGUACAGCACGAUGUAUGCGAAGGUCAAAGGCGUCUUCCCGGAGGCCUCCGCUCUCUGUGAACAUCUCAGACAAGAUAUUCGAGUAGCUGAGGCAAAUACUACACUGAUGAGCAUUCUAAGUUCGAAUGAUGUGUCGCCCAGGGAUCUGAAUUCUCUCGACCCUUCUUUCAUGUAUUCUCAAUUGUUCAAAGAAAUUUUACUCGAAUUUGACUAUGACGAACAGGCUCGAAGACAAUUAGUUGAACUUUGUCGAGAACAGUAUGCUGGAAAUGGUGGGGAAUUAAAUGUUAUUGAUGAAUUCGACCAUGACUACCAGAAUCAUUCCCCAGCAUGGUGGUAUACGAGAGAAUGUUUCCUGUACAAAAUGCUCAAUAAAGCCCUUCGAACGCAAAACAUCGAUAUCUUGUGUACAAUGGGCGUCUUUAUUCGAGAUCUUCAUCGACAACUGGAACAACUCCAUUCUGUCGCUUCAACUAACAACACGCCUCUUGUUUUAUAUCGAGGCCAAGGGUGA
This is a messenger RNA of Didymodactylos carnosus, 810 nucleotides long. NCBI's taxonomy places the organism in Eukaryota, Metazoa, Rotifera, Eurotatoria, Philodinida, Philodinidae. The record is from the annotation of a GenBank genome assembly.